Molecule: messenger RNA, 2116 nt
Organism: Conger conger (European conger)
Lineage: Eukaryota; Metazoa; Chordata; Actinopteri; Anguilliformes; Congridae
Gene: ctif
Product: CBP80/20-dependent translation initiation factor
Exons: 13
Coding region: 1-2046 (681 amino acids)
Biological process (GO): regulation of translational initiation
Cellular component (GO): cytosol
Molecular function (GO): translation activator activity; RNA binding; protein binding
Source: RefSeq, a predicted model, not a curated record
AUGGAGAACUCAUCGGUGGCCUCGGCGUCGUCCGAGGCGGGCAGCACGCGCUCGCAGGAGAUCGAGGAGCUGGAGCGCUUCAUCGACAGCUACGUGCUGGAGUACCAGGUGCAGGGCCUCCUGAGUGACAAGAGUGAGCCCGACGCCGACGGCGACAAGCCCCAGUCCCACGUCUCCCAGUGGACUGAGAACUACAGCGACAAGAUCGAUGGGAGCUGGUCGUCUUCUCGUGGGAGGGGCUCCUCGAAACCGGACGACUGGGAGCACAGCAGUAAUGGCAGUACUGGAUCACGGCCCAGCUCGGGAUCCCGGCCCGGUUCUGCCUCCAGGUCCGGCAGUCGGGGAAGAAACAACCAGUUCCGAGGCCCAGCUAAGAAUGGAAACAGAGAGGGGUCGUUCGACAUCCUGGGAACAGACAUAUGGGCGGCCAACACCCUGGACUCACAUGGCGGGGCCACCUGGGACCUGCAGCCAGAGAAGCUGGACUUCACCCAGUUCCACCGCAAGCCCUUCAGGGGCACACCAAAGCUCCUCCCACACAUCGACCGAGAGGGGAUGAUGAAGGGUCAGUUCGACGAUGACGACGGGAUUGACCUGAAUGACAUGGAGAAGUUCCUGCCGGGCCUGACGGUCUUCCCGCCCUUGUCGAAUGAAGCUGAAAUCGCGCACACCAAAAAGCUCUUCCGCCGGAGGAGGACUGACCGCCGACCCGCUCAUCCCUCCCAGGACCUGUUAACCGUGGUGCUGCCCGCCCAGGGGAAGCGGAAAGUCACCAGGAGACAGCAGCGACUACCCGGGGGGCCCAAGUCCCAGAAUCCUCCGCUGCAGCCGCAACAGCAACAGCAGUCCUCGCAGCAACAGUCACAACCCCAACCCCAGCAGCAGCAACAACAACAACAACAGCAGCAGCAACAACAUCCACCGACCCAGCAGCAGCAGCAGAACUCGGACCACCCGUCCGGCAACGGCAAGUACGGCCGGCAGCUCCAGGGGCAGGGCCCGCUCCCGUCGGGACGGCAGGGCCAGACGCACCACGGCUACAGCCAAAACCGCCGCUGGCACCACGGCCAGAAGCCCCCGGCGGCCCUGGGGCCGCCCCCCCCGGGGCCCGCGGGCGACAGGGCCGCGCCCAGGAACGCCAAAGAGACUGAGAAUGUGAGGGCCGAGGAGCCCGCCGCCGACGCCGACGGGGCCCGCCGCGAGGGCCCCGGCCCCGGCCCCGCGGCGGAGGACAAGCGCCGGGACAGCGUCGCCGAGGGCCCCAAAGUCAGCCUGCUGCAGUCGUCCAAGGAGAGGCUGAGGAGGAGGCUAAAAGAGAAGGACGACGUCCCCGUGGCAGCGCCCGCCCCCCAGAGGCACCGCAUGGACAAGCUGAUGGAGAUCCUCAACAGCAUGCGCAACAACAGCGGCGAGAUGGACGGCCAGCUCGCCACCUUCAUGGAGGAGGCGCAGAACGCCACCAACUCGGAGGAGAUGCUGUCGCGCAUCGUGCACACCGUGUACCAGAAGGCCGUCAGCGACCGCAGCUUCGCCGCCACCGCCGCCCGGCUCUGCGACAAGAUGGCGCUCUUCAUGGUGGAGGGCACCAAGUUCCGCUCGCUGCUGCUCAACAUGCUCCAGAAGGACUUCACGCGCAGAGACGCCCUGCAGCAGUCCGAUGUGGAGCACUGGCUGGGCUUCAUCACCUUCCUGUGCGAGGUCUUCUGCAUCAUGCGGAGCAGCGCUGGGGAGCCCUUCAGGGUGCUGGUGUGCCCCAUCUACACCUGUCUCAGGGAGUUGCUGGAGUCUGCGGAGGUGAAGGAGGAUGCGGUUCUGUGCUGCUCUAUGGAGCUGCAGAGCGCCGGCCGGCUCCUGGAGGAGCAGCUGCCCGAGAUGAUGACGGAGCUCCUGGCGUGCGUGCGGGACAAGAUGCUGUGUCCGUUCGAGUCGCAGCUGACCCGCUCCCUGCUGAUGGAGGUCAUCGAGCUGCACGCCCACCAGUGGAGCCCCCUGGAGGCACUCACCACACAGUACUACAACAGAACCAUCCAGAAGCUCACCGCCUGACCCCCGCCCCCGGAGGGGAGGGCAGGGGGAGAGGGGGGGUCACCACGCUGUACUACGACAGAACCAUCCA